Molecule: messenger RNA, 2276 nt
Organism: Carassius gibelio (silver crucian carp)
Lineage: Eukaryota; Metazoa; Chordata; Actinopteri; Cypriniformes; Cyprinidae
Product: splicing factor U2AF 35 kDa subunit
Exons: 7
Coding region: 1488-2093 (201 amino acids)
Biological process (GO): mRNA splicing, via spliceosome
Cellular component (GO): U2AF complex; spliceosomal complex
Molecular function (GO): metal ion binding; pre-mRNA 3'-splice site binding
Source: RefSeq, a predicted model, not a curated record
ACUGCUCCUUUUAUUUCAAAAUUGGAGCUUGUCGUCAUGGAGAUCGGUGUUCUAGAUUGCACAAUAAACCAACUUUCAGUCAGACCAUCUUGAUUCAAAACAUCUACCGUAACCCCCAAAACAGUGCACAGACAGCCGACGCGUCUCGCUGUAAGUCCCACUUUUCCUUCAGAUAAUGCUAGCUCGUGGGGUAAGCAAGGAAUCCCAUUUCUGUCCCAGAUAAAUUUAGAUAAAAGUUAAUGUAGAGACAUCCUCAGAGCUGAAACACUGGACCCCUACUGGACUACACUAAAUUACACACAUCAAGUAAAAAAGUGACUGGAAACUUGUUCUUUCUAAUAAACAGUAGAAGUGUUCUGGAUUUGUUAUUAUAAUGUGAGAUUGUCCAGGCAAUUUUUUGAUGCCCCUUUUCCAAGGACAUGAUUCCUGAACCGUUUUAUACUUGCUUGUACAUUCUCAAGCAAUUUUGAACCAUUCUAUUAAAGAAAAGUAGUUCUGAUCUGGAACCAGGGCCUCAUUUAGAAAGAUGUGCGCAGAAUGAUCCUAAUUGUGAAUGUACAGCAAUUUCUGAAAUGCAUCAACAAACAAUUUAUACAAUGUCUAUAGCACAAAAAUAAUUCCUUAAAACAUCCUACAUUAUUAAUUACACUUCAUCUUAAAAUUAAUUCAGUUCUUUAUGGUUUAGAAGUAGGAUCAAAUGCGAUCGAACCUGUGUUUUAUAAAUGAGGCCCCAAGAACCAAUUGCAUCAGAAUGGUUUGUAGUUAGGUCAAAUUUCCUGAACAUCAUCAAGUUUGGCUACCUACUUCAUCCAGGCUCGCUGUAAGGAGCAGUUUCUAAUUUCUUGCAAUAAGUAAUCUUAAAAAUUACUGAUAGGAGAAGCAUUCAGAAUUGAUCUGCAUAGGCCAUGUGUUAUCUACUUGCUAUAUAUUCUUCUACUGAGAUACAAGGGAAUUGGAGAGCUUGCAAAAGAAAGUAAAGAAAUGCAGGAAUGCUUGUUUCUUUUUCAGACACUUAACCUGUUACGUCACCAUAUAAUAUAUGGGUAUAAUAGGGUUUGUGUGGAUUCUUGCCUAAAAAAUAUCAUUUUAUUAUUAUUGUUGUUUAAUUUUAAGGUAGGUAUGAGUGCAGACUCCAGUGCUGCACACCUUUAUUUCCAUCCAGUGAAGGACUACUUUGACAAAAGCAGAUAUCAUGCUUUUGGUUUGGAUAUGAUAACAUUUGUUUCAAAUAUUUAAUGAUCUGCAUAAGCGUUAUUAGAGCCCUUGUUUCAAGAAUAUAUGUUAACUAAGCUGUGCAUAUUUACAUGAUUGUUUACAGAAGAUACUUUUCUGCUUCAUCAAAGCCUUAAGACCUUUACGUACUAGUUCUCUUGUCAUCUUGGAUGGAUCUCUGACAUCUCCUGCUGACCCCCACUCUACCCAGUUCACUUGUUUUCAUGAAUUGCCUAGUUUGUAAUGUUGAUAUCUCAUGUGGUCUGUAGACCUGGAUGCUAAACAGUCUUAGUUUCUUUUACAAAGAUGCACAUUUUGUAUUUCAGACCAUUGUCCUCAUGAACAUAUACCGUAACACUCAAAACUCUGCCCAGUCUGCUGAUGGUUUACGCUGUGCUGUUAGUGAUGUGGAAAUGCAGGAACAUUAUGAUGGGUUUUUUGAGGAGGUCUUUACGGAGAUGGAGGAGAAGUAUGGAGAUGUCGAGGAGAUGAAUGUGUGCGAUAACCUUGGUGAUCAUUUGGUUGGAAAUGUUUAUGUGAAGUUUCGGAGGGAAGAGGAUGCUGAGAAGGCUGUAUUGGACUUAAAUAAUCGCUGGUUUAAUGCCCAACCAAUACAUGCAGAGCUCUCACCAGUAACAGACUUCAGAGAAGCCUGCUGUAGGCAGUAUGAAAUGGGGGAGUGCACUAGAGGCGGUUUCUGUAAUUUCAUGCACUUGAAACCCAUUUCUCGAGAGCUGAGGAGAGAGCUUUAUGGACGUCGUAGAAAAAGACAUCGUUCUCGGUCAAGAUCUCAUGAAAGACGCUCUGGUGACCGCAGUCGUGGAGGUCGUGAACGUGAGCGGAGAAGAUCAAGAGAUCGUGAACGGUCUGGAAGAUUUUGAGCCAUGACACCGUUUUGCUUCCUUUUUGUUGCUUAGUGUCAUCAACCAAUGACCAGCAUUUGUGUGAGACAUCAGAUGCCAUCUUUACUUGCUUGAAACCUUUUAGUUUGUCACUUUAUUGACCUUUUUUUAAGUGUACGUUUGAAAGAUUUUUGUUUCUCAAUAAAAAUGCAUUUUUAUUAA